Molecule: messenger RNA, 3772 nt
Organism: Cheilinus undulatus (humphead wrasse)
Lineage: Eukaryota; Metazoa; Chordata; Actinopteri; Labriformes; Labridae
Gene: slc5a3b
Product: solute carrier family 5 member 3b
Exons: 2
Coding region: 509-2632 (707 amino acids)
Biological process (GO): inositol metabolic process; myo-inositol transport; transmembrane transport
Cellular component (GO): plasma membrane
Molecular function (GO): D-glucose:sodium symporter activity
Source: RefSeq, a predicted model, not a curated record
UCCAUUGAAACACGGGGAGGACAACGGGGUGACAGCCGAGCUCAAACGUCAACUUAUUGACAAGUCAACGGAGAAGCAGCAGACCUGAGGGGGACUUGUCCUCGGGAGGGAGGCUUCAUCUUCUCCAUUCACAUCUGUCUUCUGAGGCGUUCAGUGUCGUCUUAGCAUCUUUAGCGAUUCUGCUAACUCUAACUAACAAGAGACUUCUUCAGUAUCCAUAUGUUUUAUUUUACAGAGGAACCGGAAUGUUAACUCUAGGCUUAUCUAGACCAGAGGCCUACUGCAUCCUCCUCUAAAACUAGAACGAUCCAGUGCCGGUGGAUAACCCCCUCCGAAGCACACCUAGUGAAUUUGACCUGUGGAUACUACAGCUUCCAUCUAGACAGCAAACCAAAGCAGAGCAUUUCCAUUGCUCCUUUUUUAAUUAUCUGAUCAAAAACUUUUCCCUGACUAUUUCCUGUUUUUUUUUGCAAGGAUUCAUAAGGCUGUAAAGUUUUUCAGAUUAAAAAUGGGUCCUGGAAUGGAGGCAGCGGACAUAGCUGUGGUAGCGCUUUAUUUUGUCCUGGUGCUGGUCAUCGGGUUUCUUGCCAUGUGGAAAGCCAAUCGCAACACUGUGAGUGGCUACUUCCUGGCUGGACGCUCAAUGACGUGGAUAGUGAUUGGCGCAUCACUCUUCGUCAGCAACAUUGGCAGUGAACAUUUCAUAGGCCUGGCUGGGUCGGGAGCAGCAAGCGGCUUUGCUGUCGGAGCUUGGGAGUUUAAUGCACUUCUUCUUCUGCAGCUUCUGGGCUGGGUGUUCAUCCCAGUGUAUAUCCACUCAGGAGUGUACACCAUGCCUGAGUACCUGUCCAAACGCUACGGCGGCCACAGGCUAAAAGUUUACUUUGCUUUCUUGUCAGUGUUACUCUACAUUUUUACCAAGCUCUCAGUGGAUUUGUACGCAGGAGCUCUCUUUAUUCAGGAGUCCCUGGGGUGGAACCUUUAUCUUUCUAUCUUCCUUCUCAUCAGCAUGACUGCCUUGCUCACUGUCACUGGUGGACUGGUUGCAGUACUCUAUACGGAUGCACUUCAGGCAGUUUUGAUGAUCUCUGGAGCCCUGACCUUAACCAUCAUUAGCCUAAUCAAGGUUGGUGGACUUGAAGGUGUCAGAACUAAGUACAUGCAGGCAGUUCCUAAUGUUUCUGCAAUAGUUGCCACUGGAAACUACACCUACACUAAUUCCUGCCGCAUUGAGCCCAAACCAAAUUCACUACGUAUCCUUCGAGGUCCUCUGGAUGAAGACAUCCCAUGGCCAGGCUUCAUUUUCGGUCAGACCCCUGCAUCUAUUUGGUACUGGUGUGCUGACCAGGUUAUCGUCCAGAGAGUCCUUGCAGCGAAGAACAUCGCCCACGCAAAGGGCUCCACCCUCAUGGCUGGAUUCCUAAAGAUCCUGCCCAUGUUUGUGAUAGUCAUCCCGGGGAUGAUCUCUCGCAUUUUGUUUGCAGAUGAGAUUGCAUGCAUUUCACCAGAGCACUGCAUGGCUGUGUGUGGUUCUCAAGCCGGCUGCUCAAACAUCGCCUACCCACGCCUGGUCAUGGCUGUGAUGCCAGUGGGACUCAGAGGUCUGAUGAUGGCAGUCAUGAUUGCCGCCCUGAUGAGCGAUCUUGACUCAAUAUUCAACAGUGCAAGCACCAUCUUUACACUGGACAUCUACCAAACUUUUCGAAGGAAGGCAUCCCAGCGGGAGCUGCUGAUUGUGGGUCGCAUGUUUGUUGUUUUCAUGGUGGCAAUCAGCAUCGCCUGGGUCCCUGUUAUCAUUGAAAUGCAAGGUGGACAGACAUAUCUCUACAUCCAAGAAGUUGCUGGCUAUCUUACACCACCGAUUGCAGCCCUCUUCCUACUGGGUGUGUUCUGGAAACGCUGCAAUGAGAAAGGUGCAUUUUGGGGAGGCAUGACUGGCUUCACACUCGGCACCCUACGCCUGAUCCUAGCUUUCAUUUACCGCCAGCCUCGCUGCGACCAGCCAGAUGACAGACCCGCCUUCAUUGUAAAGAUUCACUAUAUGUAUUUUGCUGCAGGGCUUUUCUGGUUUUCAGGGUUGGUGGCUGUAGUGGUCAGCCUCCUCACCUCUCCGCCAGAUAAAGAGCAGGUUCAAACCACCACAGUCUGGGGGCUCCGCAGCAUUGAAAAAGUUCCCCCUAAGAACCGUGAUGAAAUGUACCGCCUGACUGAGAAAAGUCUUUCCAACGGCGAUGGAAAAAUUCGCAAGGAAAUUCCCCCAGACGUUAGAAAGGAGGGGUGUUUGGAUGGGGCGGAUAUCAAGCUUCUGAUGCCAUCCACUGACCAUGACCCAGCAACCCCAAGCACAGAAACAACCCCUGCAGAGCGCUUCACUAAUUUGAGGAUGGAGACAAAAAGGCCUGAGGAAGGACGUGGCGCUACCAAGGAUAAAGGCAGAUGUUUGCAUUUACUGGAAUGGUUUUGUAGAUUUAAAGACGGAGGACAGAGUGAUCCUCAGAAAGUCGUGCAGGAGGACACAAGAGUCAUUGCCGAGUUGCUGUACGAGCCCCCCAGAGUUAAAGUUCUCCUCAACUUGGGUCUGCUUUGUGUCUGCUCUGUGGGCAUCUUCAUGUUUAUUUAUUUCUCACUUUAGUGGAACCCUGCACUGAACUAACAGGGGACUAGUGUGACAGCUUUUAUAAGGGUGGAAAUGAUGCUUAUGGUUUGGGGUUACAGUUGAAUUUUCAGAGGUUUGGAAAGCUCUGUCUGUAAUAUUUACAGUUGUAUUUUUUAGCUCUCUAACAGGGAUCUAAGCUUAUUCUAAUCAUUUUUUAAAUGAUGAAAGCCUCUCUACAUUAAAAAAAAUUGUACUCCUUUACGAUUAUGAAGCUUAAUUGGCACAGGCGUGUCCAUUUUGUACAGCGCUUGUUGUUAAUCCUGCAUUCAGAAUAUCUACUGGGAUUUUUUAGAAUUGUUGUACUCAAAGUGAAUUUCAACAUUUGCCUUAUUUCUCAAGUUUUGCACUUGUCUUCUAUUUGUAUGGUGAAAAAAAAAAAAUUCCUGUGAUUUUCCUCCACUCAUAUCAUAGACUGUAGACUUUGUUGCUUGUGUAGCAUACAUGUGUCUGUAGUGACUCAAACACUGUUUUAGUUGAUAGAUCAUGACCGUUUUGUGCAAGUUUCUGUCGCUGAACUUUAUAUUACAACAUUAUUGUAUCAUUAAAAUUUCAAAUAUGUAAUUACAUUUAUUUUCAUUGUGCUCUAGGUAUUUUAGUGCCCAUUAUGACAGUUGUAAACAUGAUCUAUUAGAAACUGCUAUUAUUCUUAUCACUGAAGGUAUAACCUCAAAAUUCAUCUUACCAAGCUAAAAAGCCUAGCCAACUGGGGGCCUAUGGAGGUAAGCAAAAUCAUGGUCCAUUGUAAUGUUAAUCUGCAAUAAUCAUAAUUUACAUUAACAUGAAUAAUAACCACUGUUAUCAAAGCAAGAAUAUUUAUGCUGUAUUACAAUAUAGCAGUUUCAACAUGUAAACCCUUUUUUGAAAAUAAGUUUCCUUUUUGUUCAAUAGCACAAUGUGGAUGCCAAUAAAAAUGGGUUAAAAGUGGUGGAAAUAAGUGGUGGAAAACAGUUAAAAGGUUGCCAGAAUUCGUACUUAGUAGCAAAAAUAGGGUUGAAAGUUGCAAAUAUUUGAUAAAGCAGCAAAUAUAGGUCAAGAAAAGAAAAAUGUUUCAAAAAUGUCUGGCAAAAAUGGUGAAAAGCAGUUAAAAAGUGAAAAAAAUUGAUUUUGAGUGGCAAA